Molecule: messenger RNA, 627 nt
Organism: Sphenostylis stenocarpa
Lineage: Eukaryota; Viridiplantae; Streptophyta; Magnoliopsida; Fabales; Fabaceae
Source: the annotation of a GenBank genome assembly
AUGCAAUUUCCAAAACGACCUAUGCUACCUAAUGCUGAUGACCUUUGCUUCAUCACACCACUUGUGAACUCGACAGAAGUAAAUUCCAAGUCCCCUGCUGCUCAUAGAAUGGCUUCUCCAGCACUGAGUUUGAGGCCUCAAAAGCCUUCAAUAGUGUUGUUCUUUAUAUGCAUUUCAUUUUCAUAUUCUGUUGAAGAAGCCAUAAUAUCUUCUAAGAAGUUAGACCAACCACUGUUUCCACCACCAGCAGAGACUGAAAUCAAGUGUGGAUCAUGUCCUUGUGGAGACACCUGUGGUGAGCAGCUUCCACCACCCCCACCACCUCCUUGUCUAUCGCCGCCUCCGCCACCGCCACCACUGCCAUCACCACCGCCUCCACCGCCAACAUCACCACCUCCUCCUAAGUUUCCCACAUGUCCUCAGAACUGCAAUCCCUUGCCACCUCCACCACCACCGAGAUUCGUAUACGUGCCUGUGCCAGGUGUUCCAAAACCAUAUACUUGGGUAUAUUAUUAUUCUGGUGCUGAGAACAGAGCAGUGGGGUUGCUUGUUUUGGCUGGUUUGGGAGGACUAUCAUUGGCAACGCUACUUUUGGAUGACAUCAUGAAGCUAAAUUUACAUUCUUGA